AUGACUUUGCGAGGAGCAGCUCAGGAUUGGUUCCAUACCCUGCUAUCAGGGUUAAUCAGCAACUUCAAGAAGCUUGCUUAUGUUUUUACCAAAGAGUACACUUCUUACCAAAUGAUGAAAAAGAACCUUGACCACUUGUACAACCUAGGCAAGAAGCCUGACGAAUCCCUUCGAGCUUACAUCAAGAGAUUCAAAGCCAAAAAGGCCAACAUCGUAGGGUGUGAUGACCGAAUCGCAUCCUCUGCAAUCAAGGAAGGUCUUCCAGCAGAACACAACUUAUGCCAUGAGUUGACUAUGACUUCCAGCCAGACUCUGGCAGAGGUUUUCACUACCGCGGAACGCUACGCGCUCUGGGAUGAUGAUCGAAUCGCCUCGAAGAAGUCCACUGAGCAGGAAGAUCUGAUGACCAAGCGAGCAUAUGAAAGAAGUGACAAGCUUGGCAGCAAGGACAAAGACAAACGCACAUCGCGCCCACAAGGCGAAGCCACGACAAAGGAGAACUACACCAAGUUCUCCAUCCAUAUACAUCAAAUUUUAGCCCAAGUGAAGGACAAACCUUGGGUAAAAAGGCUGCCACCCUUGAAAGGAGAUCCGAGUAAGAGGGAUACCAGAAAGUAUUGUGCUUUCCAUGGGACACACGGGCAUAAUACGAAUAAUUGCUUUGCUUGA
Molecule: messenger RNA, 669 nt
Organism: Prunus persica (peach)
Lineage: Eukaryota; Viridiplantae; Streptophyta; Magnoliopsida; Rosales; Rosaceae
Exons: 1
Coding region: 1-669 (222 amino acids)
Source: RefSeq, a predicted model, not a curated record